Solanum dulcamara is the source of this 1640-nucleotide messenger RNA. Its product is annotated as PP2A regulatory subunit TAP46. The coding region runs from base 174 to 1391 and encodes 405 amino acids. Gene Ontology annotation, biological process: regulation of signal transduction; regulation of dephosphorylation. Lineage: Eukaryota; Viridiplantae; Streptophyta; Magnoliopsida; Solanales; Solanaceae. Gene Ontology annotation, molecular function: protein phosphatase 2A binding. Gene Ontology annotation, cellular component: cytosol. The record is from RefSeq and is a predicted model, not a curated record. The transcript is spliced from 9 exons.
GCCGCGAAGAUACUCGAACAUCCCAUUAUAAACCCGUUUCCCUUUUUUGAGAUUUAAAUAAAAAAAACCUAAUUUCAACAAUUCUUCAAAUCCCCAAAUUCAAUUUCAUUUCUCACAAAUCUCUGAUUUUCUAGCGUUUUCUUCUUCAACUUCAGAAGCUAAUACAACCAUCAAUGGGCGAAUUGAACAUGCAAGAGAUGCCAUUACCAGCUCUGUUCGAGAAAGCUAAAAAAAUUCAUGAUUCGGCUUCGGAAUCAAGCGUUGAUCAAGGAACAGUGAGGAAAGGUUGUGAGAUUUUGAGUGUGUGUGAAGAAAUGAUUGGGAAAUUAGGGUUGUUUUCUCUUAAUGAGACUAAAGAUGAUAUAAGCACAGCAAAUCUCAAGUAUAUUCUGGUCCCUUAUUAUCUAGCAGAGCUAACAGAAAAAAAUGCAGAAGAUGAUAGGGUAGAAGUACUCAAGGCUUCACAAGCUAAGCUAAAGGAAUUCAUUUCGUUUUGUGAGACAAUGGAGCUUGUUCCUGAAGAUGAGAUAGAGACAUCUACACAAGGUGGAGCUAGUUCUUUUGUAGAUUGUAGAGCUAAGAAGAUUGCUCGUUUCAAACGUCAAAGAGCCGCUGAGUCAAAACUACUUGAAUUAAAGGAGCGGAAAGAGCGUCGUGGGCGAUCGACUAAAGCAGCUGCAUUGUCAAGUCCUGUGGAGACUGAAGAAGAUGAUGUGUUUGAUGACGACGGUGAAGAAGAAAGGGAGGCAUGGCUUACAACUAUUUCCUUGGCCCUUUGUAAGGCCUUUGAUUUGCUUGAAAUGCUGAAGAAAGAGGAAGAAAUACUAUCUGCUGUCAGGGAGAAGCAGCUUCAGGAUGGGGAGAAAGAAUUUUCUCAGCUAAUACUUGACGAACGCACCCAAAAAGCAGAAUCUUGGCAUCGUGGUGCUGCUGCACGAGCUCGCUAUACAAAACCUGCAGCACCUAUCACCUGUGCCACUUUUGCACAAGAUGUCAUAGAAGGGAGGGCCAAGGUUUCACAGGCACAUGAACAUAAACACCAGCCUUUACUUUUUGGACCUGCAAGUCUUGUUGGUAUGAACCCUACAACUGAACGGGAAAGGAUAGCUGCCCAGGUCUUUCAGCCUCAUUAUAGAUUGCCAACGAUGAGCAUAGAAGAAGCUGGGCUAACAGAGAUGAAUAUGAUGAACAAAUGGCAAGAAAGGAAUGUUAAGCUUAUGGAAGAAGCAAAUUCUUCAUGGUACAAUGAUGGUCCCAAGUCAAGGCCAGGUGAAGAUGAUGAAGAAGAUGAUAAUGAUGACGCGGCCCAAGAAAAGGCAAGAGCAUGGGAUGACUGGAAAGAUGACAACCCUCGUGGCGAGGGCAACAAGAAGCUAACUCCUUGUGGUUAGGUAGUUGCAUUAGAGCCCAAGAACUCCAAUCAAUAACCUUUUUGAACACCUUAAUUUAAAACUCAAUUGACAGUUUGCCAUUCAGUUGGAAACCAUUUUAUUCUUGUUUCUAUAUGUAUUACAAUUUUUGUGUAAUGUCUAGGUAGAUGUUGUAUUAUAAAGUGGUUGUUAUUUUAAAAAAUGUUAAAUGACACUUUGUCUAGUAAAAGAGGUGAUUUUGCACAGGUUCUUGCAGUGCCACAUUUUAAA